Messenger RNA from Cuscuta campestris, 1258 nucleotides. Lineage: Eukaryota; Viridiplantae; Streptophyta; Magnoliopsida; Solanales; Convolvulaceae. The record is from the annotation of a GenBank genome assembly.
CACAAGGGGGACAAUGGUUGGUCAAUGUUGGGGAAUAAAAGAGGGGUUGUUUUUGGCCCCCCUAGUUUCGGCCUUACAUGGGGACAAAGAGGGGCUUGAUUAGGUACUUUUAUAGGAUUUUAUCUGGAUCUGAGCCUUUAUCAACCUUUGAAAAAGACCGGGCUUGGCAUGUUCCUGAGGAGCUAGAUCUUUUCUCUAUGCAGCAAGCGUGCAGAAUUCUUGCUGGACAUCAUGAUUUCAGUUCCUUUAGAGCCGCUGCAUGUCAGGCAAAAUCACCAGUCCGAACUUUGGAUGAAUUAAGCGUUACUGAGGUGGGAUCAAGUCCAUAUUUCCCAUCAACUUCAGAAAGGAAACCAAGUGGUGCUGUUAUGAAUGGCCUGCCUGACACCUUGAAUUCUGUGAUUCCCAAUCUUGAAGGUAGACGUGAGUUUGGGAUUAGAAGAAGGCAUCGUUGCUUAGUUGUCACAGCAAGGGCACGCUCUUUUCUUUACCAUCAGGUUAGACUACUAGUGGGAGCUCUCAAAGCUGUGGGGACUGGGGAUCUCACUGUUCCUGAUGUUCAACGCAUCCUCGACGCGAAGACAGUAACUGCUGCAAGCCCAAUGGCCCCAGCAUGUGGUCUUUACCUUGGACACGUGAAAUAUGAUCUGCCUCCUCCUCCUGAAACUGAAGGAUCAGAAAAAACAAUAUGACACCCAUAUUGUUUGCACUGAGGUAUCAAAACUAUGUCAUGAUCAUUUUUGGUAGCUCGCACCCGACACAUAAGCACGAACGGGUUUCCAUCAUAAAACCAAUUGUGCAAUAUGUAGUUAUGCACACAAUUUGAAGAUCUCAAGGUUAAAACAUUAUUCCAGGAUGAGUUUUCCCCCAAAAAUUGUCUCUCUGCUCACAAGUAGUGUUAAGAUUUGGGUACACUCACUCCCUAGAUCCUACUUUUUUGUGAGAUUUUACUGGGUUUAUUGUUGUUGAGUUAAAGCAGGCUAACUCUGUAGCAUUUAGCUUGUUUAGCCAAGCCCUUGCUGCAUAUGUUGAUGAGACCAUGGGAAAACAUAAAACCCAAACCAGCAUUGAAGACUAGGAAAAAUCAUUAUUGGUGGUCAAAUACUGUUUUUCUACUCAUUGCAAAUUUUAUGUUAUUCUGCACUAUGUUGAAAAUUGAAUAUCACUUUCUAUCUUUGAAUAUCUAUUCAGUUUUGACUUUUUGCAAUCAAUCACUUUCAGUGUUUGACCUAUAAUUCAAUAAAGAUUACUAGAUGGU